UUUCCUUUAUGAUGACAACGAUAAAGUGUAAAUCUGUAAUUGAGUUACCCUUUCCCAUAUUUAAAGUGGCUUAAUGUUCGGAUGAAACUGCGUAAUUUGCUGAUAUUUUUCCAGAGUCGUUAUCACCACUGACAGAGCAAGUGAAAAAUGGCUGCAAAUCUUGCAGGGAUGGCGUUUAUACCUUAUUACAAACAUCUGAUGGAAAUUCUUGAAACAAAUGCAGAAUUAAAGAAAACAAGCAAAGGUAUUUUCAAGCAGAUGGCCUGGGCUGCUGGGGGUACGUGUGCAGGUGGUUUAGUGGGUGGACCACCAGGUGCUCUGGUGGGUGGAUUUGUGGGUUCAGUGAUUGGCUACUGUAAAUCUGAUGAAUAUAGCUCAAUGAUAAAAGUGUUAAAAAAUCUCAGUGACUAUGACAAACAACGUUUGGUGGAGAAAGUACAAGAACUUGUUGGUAGCUCAGGCCUAGAAGCUCUCACAGCAUUCGUUGGUUCCCAGGUUCAACGUGAGCUGUUAUUAAAUGUUAUACGAACAGUCUUACAGAAUAAAGAUGGAGGGUAGUACAUCAGGAUUCCAAUUUCAUAUAAUUUUGAUAUUGUUGAGAUAAAAGUUUUUGUUAAAAA
Molecule: messenger RNA, 620 nt
Organism: Ruditapes philippinarum (Manila clam)
Lineage: Eukaryota; Metazoa; Mollusca; Bivalvia; Venerida; Veneridae
Product: protein C19orf12 homolog
Exons: 4
Coding region: 148-558 (136 amino acids)
Source: RefSeq, a predicted model, not a curated record